Styela clava is the source of this 1416-nucleotide messenger RNA. RefSeq lists its product as uncharacterized. NCBI's taxonomy places the organism in Eukaryota, Metazoa, Chordata, Ascidiacea, Stolidobranchia, Styelidae. The record is from RefSeq and is a predicted model, not a curated record.
GCCGCUAUAAUGUUACACAUUAUGUUAGUAUUCGCUCAUAAAAUUGCUUCACUCAUAAAUGUUUAUUGAGGAGUUGAAAGUUACUUUACGCUUGUCUAACUGUACUACUAAAUAGGUGCAAUUUUUAUUAUUAUUACUAUAUAUAUAGAAGAGCGAGACAGUAUGGCCUUGAACUUGUUUUAUAUUUUGGCGCUCUGUUGCACAUCUCUUGGAUUCAUCAUGCUCAUCACGGCAUUAUCGUCGGCAUCUUGGAUGAUUGCUUGUAUGAACAAUGACAACAUAUCUAACCAACUGCUGCAAGGGAAACCCUGUUUAUACCAGGGAAUAUUUAAAUCGUCAAUGAAAGCUGGAAAUAUAAUUAGCGUGAAUAUUCCUGUAGAUAUUACUACUAUGCCACGGAGCAUCAUGUUUGGGGCACUCGCUUUAAUCGUUGGUCUGCUAUUUGCUCUGGUAGGCGGCAUAGUUAUUCUUAUAGCCUUCAGAGGAGAUCAGGCAACAUAUGAAGGAAAAAACAAAGUUGCCCAGCGUACCCGAUCUGGAUGUAUUAUGCUUCUUACUGCAGGGACUUUUAACUAUUGUGGGUAUGUCUGCAUACACUGGAGGUUCUGCCCAAUUUCUUCACAAUCCCCUCCUGUUUAUGAUGAAUAUGUACCCAGGGGCCAGAAACGUAUUUGCAGGACAACCUCCGUUUGGUAAAAGAAUGGAAGGUAUCAGCAUCUCUGGUCUUUCGGCUGACGGCUUUCGGCAGCAAAUAGACGAAAUGGAUCCCGUGUACGGAUAUGCUUAUAUCGCUGGGUGGAUGAUGGCUGUUUUGUUUAUGAUAGGAGCAGUUUUCGCUGGCUUUGCAAAGCAAACGUUGCUACACCAGGUGUACUCAGAACAUGAGCAGCCACUAUAAAACGGACUGUAUAAUCUAUACAAAGUAGUAUUACAUUUGAAUUGAGUACCAUCAAUAAUUCUGAUAUAUAUCCAUUAUGUCGUGUUGAUUAUAUUGUUGUACACACAUGAACUAUAUAUAUUUCACGAAGACGAAGACCCAAUCGAACGCGAGGGAAAUUUUUCAAUGUUGUUCGUGCAGACAUGAACUGGUUUGGCUCGCCUCAAAUUUUCUAUUGAUCAGAAGUUCUCAAUGAAUAUUUCAUGAGCGAAAACGAAGCAUUGCAGUAUUCAUCCAGACGCGGAAAAAUCAAUCAAUUCAAUUUACAAAGUGAUUAUCAUAAAUAUCCACGGAUGUUCGCAGAAUUUUGUCAAGGGUGUUAAAAGUUAACGAAUUUCAUAUAAUGUAUUUGAAUCUAACAAUUGGUGCAAUGACUGAGAUCUAACUUCAAUCAAUUUUUUUAUAUCUUAAUCAUCUGAUGCUUUCGACGUGAAUUGCGAGUUCUCAAUUGAAACUGUGCAUUAAAUACCAUAAGGGCG